AUGAUUAUUUUAAUCUUUCUAACUUUCAUUCACUUAACUGUGAACUAAAAAAUUGAAUAGACAUAUUAGAAAGUAUAAGGUGUUUAAUCUUUCUAAAUAAAGAAUUUAACAAAAGAUGGUUUUCCUUAAAGAUCAAAGAUUAAAAUAUCUCUUACAUAUUUUGAUGGAGAAAUACCUAUUCUUUUAUUGUGUUUAAAUAAACCAUAUGCUAAUAUGUCAAUGGACUAUGAUUCAAUCACAAAGUAAAAAAAAUCAUAAGUUAUAGAGAAUAAUGUUAUUAUGAUGCUAAUGCAUAUGAAGAUAAUAAUAAAAAGUAGAUUGUUUCUCUUUAAGAUAAAUUAGUUAUGAAAAAAUAUCAUAAGAAUUUCAAUAUAUAUGAAUUUUUAGAAAAUAGUAUAUUUGUUGGAGCAAUCUCAAAAUUAUAAGCAUCAUAUAUAAUUUAAGCAGAAAUAAUUUCAAUAUAUUCUUGUUCAAAGUAAAGAAAUUAAAUAAAAUUAGAGAAUGUCGAAAUGGAGGAAGUUGUUUUUAUGGAGUAUGUGAAUGUUUAAAAGGAACAUUUGGAGAUGAUUGCAGUAUUUAAGGUUUAGAUAUUUUGUAAUAAUCAACUCUUUCAUCAAAUUAUUUAUAUUAUUUGGAUAUUAAAUAAUUAACUGGAGCGACUUUUUUAAGAAUCUUAUCAAACUCAAUCCCUCUUAGACAAUAAUGUUAUGCUGAUAAACCUUAAAUUAAUCAUGGAACUUAAAUAUUAACUAAUUUGCUAUAGAUUGAUCAUGAUAGGAUAUAAAAUUGCAAAAAUAUUACACUUUAAGUUGAGGAAUAGAUGAAGGUAUAACAAACUCCAUAUUAUUUAUUUAAAAUUUCUGAUUAAAAUAGUGUAGAAAUAUUUGAGAACAAUGUCUAAGAAGUAGGCAUAUCCAAAAUUAUGUUAAUUGUAUUCAUCCCUUUAUCAAUAAUAUUAUUCUUAUUAAUUAUUUGUUGUUGUUAUAAGAUGUUUAAAAAUAACUCAAAUUUAUAAUAAUAAAAGUUAUAAACAGAACCAAUUCCUACAUAUGUUGAUAUAUAUAUACCUACUUACAAAUUUUAAGAAAUUAAAGAUACUGAUAUUCAUUCAAUGAGUAUAGAUCAUUAGUAUUGUUCAAUUUGUUUAGAAAGAUUCGAUUUAUUAAAUACUGUUAAAAUUACUUACUGCAAACAUUUGUAUCAUUCUAAAUGCUUAAAACUCUGGAUAGAAAAGAUUAAAGUAAUUUAAUUAUCAAAAUAGGUCUGUCCUCUUUGUAGAGCUCCAUUAGAUGAAUAAACAAUUUUAUCUAUGCAACCUCCAAAAUCUAUGACUCUAAUUGAUUAGAUAACAAAUAAAAGUUCCAACAAAUUAAAACCAUCUAAUGGAUCUCUAAGUUUUUUCAAUAACCAUAACCUAACUAGGUUCUAAAAUAUAAAUUAUCAACGAAGUUUAGUUUGCAUCGAUUAAUGA
Molecule: messenger RNA, 1471 nt
Organism: Paramecium pentaurelia
Lineage: Eukaryota; Ciliophora; Oligohymenophorea; Peniculida; Parameciidae
Source: the annotation of a GenBank genome assembly